Messenger RNA from Diospyros lotus (date-plum), 4647 nucleotides. Its product is annotated as protein STICHEL-like 3. Gene Ontology annotation, biological process: DNA repair; DNA-templated DNA replication. Gene Ontology annotation, molecular function: DNA clamp loader activity; DNA-directed DNA polymerase activity; DNA binding. Gene Ontology annotation, cellular component: DNA polymerase III complex; DNA replication factor C complex; nucleus. The record is from RefSeq and is a predicted model, not a curated record. Lineage: Eukaryota; Viridiplantae; Streptophyta; Magnoliopsida; Ericales; Ebenaceae.
GACGCACCGCUUUUGGCCUUGUCUACCGUCCUGCCCUCUCUCUCUGGCCCAUCUUUUGCAAGCACCAGCCCUCUCCCCUCCUGUCUCUGCAGAACGCUUUCUCUCUCUAAAUCUCACUCUCUCUAUAAACCGCAGUCCACAGUCAGUUCGCUUUCUACACAGCUCACUUGCCCUUACUUGCUCUUUACAGCUUCCAUCGUUUUCUCGAGGGAGCCUCUCGUGAAGUACGUGCCAAAGCGUAUAGGCAGAGAGAGAGAGAGAGAGAGAGAGAGAGAUCUGAGAUUUGAUGAUUGAAACGGGUCGCUUGCAUCUGAUUCAGGUCAAGUGAGUGUUCUCUCACCUCUUUCCUUUUAUUUCUUUCUUUCUUUUCUCCACCCUUUCCGGUUUUUCGCGUUUCGAGUACCCAUUUGAUUUUUCUCUGUCAUUUCGUCAAAGGAGCAAUGGUCUCUUUGGGGUACGUACAAGAACAAACGCUGAGAGCUGCUAUUGGUUAAUUGCUUCGAAGGGAUUGCUUCUUUUCCCUUCAGUUUCUCUUUACUCAGUGGCUCGCUUGUACGAGCGUUUGAGUUCUGUUUAUCCUAUAGCAAGUUCAGAUGUAGUUAGAAAUACUGCUUUCUUUUGUCAAGUGUUUGAAUUUGGAGCUUCCAAGGCUUGAACUUGGUGGUGUUCUGCAAAUUGCUAUACCUGAUUCGAAUGCUAAUUGUGAGACUUCGCCUUGGGCAAUUUUGCUUGAAGGAUUUGUUCCUCUCGGGGUGGAGUCGCACUGGACUUGAGGUUGUUUUUCAUUGUGGAAGUUUAUGCCUUGUUAAUGGCUAGGCAAUGUGGGAAACUGGUAGCUUGGAUUUGGGCUUCGAUUUUGGAUUUGAUACACCAUCAGUGGGAUAUUACUGAUGCUUAUUGUUCUAGUAAUGUCAUAAUCGAGAAGAUUUAAGGGAGGUGAUAAAUAAAGAAAAUGCAAUAUUCUCUGGUGUCUUCGUGCCUUAAUCUGGGAAAGUUUCUGCUUUUGGACCCAUUUAUGCGCUGAUCAUGACCAGGGCUGUUCGUGACAGGAUAUUAAAAGAUGUGAAUGGUAAUAUUAGUGAUCAUCUACGCAAUCAUAUUCAUUUGACAAAUUGUAUUCAUCUAAAGAACCAUAUGCAUAAGCAAAGUCCUAUAUUAGCUGAUAGAUCACUGAUGAGGGACCUUGUUGCCCUUCAGAGAUCGCGAUCUCUCAGGGAUCCUUCUGCAAGUCCACCCUCAUGGCAUUCUCCUUCGGUCAUUGAACUUCUUUCUAGGAGGUAUGAGAAGGAUUCCAUGAUGGUUAAUGGGAGACGGUCGGUUGGCAUUGAACGCCAUGCAGAUGGUAGGUUGGUGUUGGGAUGCUCACCACUCUUAGAUGGCUUACGGAGAACAGAAGGUUCUGUUGGUAAGUUAAGUGGAAGAAAUGAUAGGGCUGCUGUAAUGAGUGAAAACAGUAGUAGAAGUAGGGUUUGGCAAAGUAGAGUUGACGAGCCUGCACAAGAUGGUAAUGGUUUGACUCAUGGUAUUAUUCUAGGGAACCCCAACUCUAAGGAUGAGAAGAUGAAACAAAAAGGGAAGCAUAGAGUUGAUGAUCACCUGAAGACCCUUUCAGAACAGUUGAAUGAGCUUCGAAUGGACACUGAUGAUAUAGCAUCAUUUCAAAUCCAUGUUCACAGUAAGCACAUCCAAAAUGAGCAAACUGGUGAGGAAGCUGAGGCUAGCAUUCGUGGAUACUCCAAUGGACUGAAUAAGGGAAAAAGGCGCAAAUUUCGUGCCACAAAAAGAACUCGGACUCUUAAAGCACCAAGAGAUUCUGGGGCUCAAAAUGAAAUGUCGGUUGCUUCAAAUUCAUUAGGUCAAAGUUCAGCACUUCCAAAGUACAUCGAGGAAGGAGAAGAGUAUGACAUGCAGAAUGUUUCAAAGGCUCCUAGAAACGGGUGUGGAAUUCCUUGGAAUUGGUCAAGAAUUCAUCACAGAGGAAAAUCUUUCCUUGAUAUGGCUGGAAGGAGUUUUUCUUGUGGUUUGUCUGAUUCUAAGUUAAAGAAAGGUGGUCCAAUUCCUCAGGGGGCAAAUGUUUCUAAUAUGCCUCUGAUGUCUGACCACUCAAGUGUGUCUACUAAAUCUGAAGCAGAAGCAAUGCCUCUGCUGGUGGAGGCAUCUGGAUCUCAGGAUACUACUGAUAAUGCUGCUUGGGCACAUGACUAUUCUGGGGAAUUAGGUAUCUAUGCUGAUAAUCUAUUAAAGCAAGAAAUUGAUUCUGACCUUGCUUCAGAAGCUAGAUCUGGUGAUCGGCUUAAGCUUAGAAGGCAUCAGAAUGGUAGGCACCAGAACCUGACUCAGAAAUACAUGCCAAGAACCUUCAGAGAUUUAGUGGGGCAGAAUUUGGUAGCACAAGCUCUUUCAAAUGCUGUUGUUAGAAAGAAGGUUGGCUUAUUAUAUGUGUUUUAUGGACCUCAUGGCACGGGAAAAUCCUCUUGUGCACGCAUAUUUGCCAGAGCUUUAAAUUGCCAGUCUUUGGACCAACCUAAACCUUGUGGGUUCUGCAGUUCUUGUGCUGCAUAUGACAUGGGUAAGAGCCGAAAUAUAAGGGAAGUAGGCCCAGUCAGUACUUUCGACUUCAAAAGCAUUAUGGAUUUACUUGACAGUAUGAUUGUUUCUCACUUGCCAUCUCAAUACAGAGUGUUCAUUUUUGAUGAUUGUGAUACUCUAUCUCCUGAUUGCUGGAGUGCUAUAUCAAAGGUCAUUGAUCGAGCACCUAGGCGUGUGGUUUUUGUCCUUGUGAGUUCAGGUCUAGAUGUUUUGCCUCAUAUAAUCAUAUCCAGGUGCCAGAAAUUCUUUUUUCCAAAAUUGAAAGAUGGGGAUAUUAUCUAUGCUUUGCAACGGAUUGCAAGGAAAGAAGAUCUUGAAAUUGAUAAGGAUGCACUUAAACUAAUUGCAUCCAGGUCAGAUGGAUCUUUGAGAGAUGCUGAGAUGACUCUUGAGCAAUUGAGCUUGCUUGGGGAAAGGAUCUCUGUUGUCCUGGUUCAGGAACUGGUUGGACUUAUCUCUGAUGAGAAAUUGGUAGAUCUUCUUGAUUUAGCAUUAUCUGCUGAUAUUGUUAGCACUGUGAAGAAUCUGAGAGAGAUAAUGGAAUCUGGUGUUGAGCCAUUAGCUUUUAUGUCACAGCUUGCUACAGUGAUCACUGAUAUACUGGCUGGUAGCUAUGAUUUGAAAAAGGAAAGGCCUAGAAGGAAGUUCUUUCAAAGACAAGCUUUAUCCAAACAAGAUAUGGAAAAACUACGUCAAGCUCUGAAAACAUUAUCUGAGGCAGAAAAGCAGUUGAGAAUGUCAAAUGACAAAUUAACAUGGCUAACGGCUGCCUUACUGCAACUUGCUCCUGAUCAGCAGUAUAUGUUGCCCAGUUCUUCUGCUGACACUAGUUUCAUUCAAUCUCCAUUAGUACCAAGCAGUGCUGCUGCAAGAGAGAGGCCCAGGAAGAUCAAUGAAGAGCUUGCUGGGAUCCCUAAAACCGAGAGAGGAUUGCCAAUGCAUGAUAUCGGGAUAGAAAAACUUCAAGCUGGACAUUCUAAUGAUGCUUAUCAAAGGAUGAAAGGUAAUGCUACAGAUAGGAGAAGACUUGUUGCAUCUGGGAUUGUUCCCCAACAGGCAUUCACACUAUCUGCUGAUAUGGAUAGAACAAGUGGCAGGACAUUGUCCUCUGGAGUCCAGAAGCAACUUGAAGAAAUUUGGUUAGAGGUGCUUGAAAGGAUUCAAAUUAGCAGCUUAAAAGAGUUUAUGUACCAAGAAGGGAAGCUAAUUUCAGUCAAUUUUGGUUCAGCACCAACUGUUCAGUUGAUGUUUAGUUCGCAACUAACAAAAUUGAAGGCGGAGAAGUACAGGGGGCACAUGUUACAAGCAUUUGAGUCUGUUCUUGGGUCCCAUCUGACAAUUGAAAUAAGAUGUGAAUUCAGGAAAGAUGCAAGGUCCGGGGUUGAUACGAAUACAGGGGAAGGUUUAAGUCAAGCUCAGUUGUUGCAGUCUGCCUCAGUUGGAAUUGGGAGUGACAUUGUUGGAGUUGCUUCUCAUGGAGAACCAAAAGGUAGUGAGCAUAAUGAUAACAACAAACAAUUUGAUAGAAGAGAUCUGGAAAGUGCUUGGACAGGAGAAGCAGAAGCUUCGCAGAAGAAGUCUACUACAGCUUCUUUUGAACAAAGUCAGAGCCUGAGCAUUGUGAGAAGCAAGGUGUCCCUUGCACAUGUAAUUCAGCAGGCUGAAGGGAGCACACAACGAAAUGGAUGGUCAAAACGCAGAGCAGUUUCUAUUGCUGAAAAGCUUGAACAGCAGAAUCUGAAACUGGAACCCAGAUCAAGAAGCUUGCUUUGCUGGAAGGCAUCUAGAGUAACUCAUCGGAAGUUGUCGAGUUUAAAGAUUCGAACGAGGAAGCCACAAACUUUGCUGAGAUAUGUCUCCUGUGGAAAGUGUCUUUCUAAGUCUCCAAGGUAGACAUAGGAAUCAUACUGAACGGCCCGGAGGGCUCUUAUGCAAAGCUCAGUUAGCUUUUAGUUGUAUUUAUUCAUUUUCCUCUUGUUUACUAGGUCAUUCCUGACUCAGUUAAUAAAGAAUAAAUCAGAAUAGAAGAAAUGAAUUAGUGCAGCGUCCUUUAAUCAA